GGUCGGACGCACACACACACAGCUGAUCAAACGCGUGCGUUCGCCCCCCACACCGGCGCCAUCCAUCAGGGAAGCUGCGUGCGCGCGCGGACAGCGCGACGCGCCCUUGGCUCCGUGUCCGGAAAGGCGUUGCCUUGCCCCCAGGGCGGGGCCUGGCCCGCUCCUCGGCCCCGUAGCCCCGAGCCCCCCUCGUCGGAGACGGGUCGCGGUCGCCGCCGACGGCCGCCGCGCCGUCGUCGUCGAGAGAGAGCAAGCAGCAGCUGCGCGUGUCGUGCGUGUCGUGCCGUGCUGCGCUCACCCCGUGCGUGUGGGGCGCGCGCGCGCGCGCGCGUGCCGGCGUCGUCGCCGUCGCCGUGCCGCCGCCGAGCAGCAGCGCGUGGCGCGAUGCUGAUGCCCCUGAAGCGCGAGUCGCCGCCGCCUCCGCUGCCGACGCUCAGCGAACGCCGGCGUUCCAGCGCGGCCGCGCGUCGCCGGGCGUCCUUCGUGGACGCGCCGCCGUCGGACCAGCCCGAGGACUUCGCAUCGCCCGGACCCCGGCCGCAGGAUUACCGCGCCGGCGGUGGCAGCGCCAAGCAGACGGAGAGGCGCAUUCGGGCUAACAAUCCCGAAUACAACAGCCAGUUUAAUUAUGCUAACAACUACAUCAAGACAUCCAAGUACUCCCUCCUGACGUUCCUGCCACGAAACCUGUUUGAGCAGUUUCAGCGGCUCGCCAACUUCUACUUCCUAUGUCUCCUUGUCUUGCAAAUGAUCCCGCAGAUCUCCUCCCUAACUCCAUGGACCACCGCCGUGCCUUUAGUUGUGGUGCUGUCCCUGACAGCUCUAAAAGAUGCCAUCGACGAUAUUCAACGCCAUCAGAGUGACAACCAGGUCAACAACAGACUGUCCAAGGUGCUUCGCAAUGGCCAGCUCAUGGAGGAACGUUGGCACAAAGUCCAAGUGGGCGACAUCAUCUUUAUGGAGAACGACCACUUUGUGGCUGCCGACUUACUGCUGCUGUCUACUAGUGAGCCAAAUGGCCUAUGUUACAUCGAAACGGCAGAACUUGAUGGGUAA
Messenger RNA from Dermacentor silvarum, 1056 nucleotides. RefSeq names its product phospholipid-transporting ATPase ID-like. The transcript has 6 exons. The record is from RefSeq and is a predicted model, not a curated record. Bases 385 to 1056 code for a protein of 223 amino acids. Gene Ontology annotation, cellular component: plasma membrane. NCBI's taxonomy places the organism in Eukaryota, Metazoa, Arthropoda, Arachnida, Ixodida, Ixodidae. Gene Ontology annotation, molecular function: ATPase-coupled intramembrane lipid carrier activity. Gene Ontology annotation, biological process: phospholipid translocation; Golgi organization.